This is a messenger RNA of Sesamum indicum (sesame), 1591 nucleotides long. RefSeq names its product nucleosome assembly protein 1;2. Gene Ontology annotation, cellular component: nucleus. The record is from RefSeq and is a predicted model, not a curated record. NCBI's taxonomy places the organism in Eukaryota, Viridiplantae, Streptophyta, Magnoliopsida, Lamiales, Pedaliaceae. Gene Ontology annotation, biological process: nucleosome assembly.
AAGCUUCUAACUAAUAAUUUUGCAGCUCUCGUCUACCUGUCCACGGGCCAGUUUUUCCCUCCUCUCUUCAAUUUCCCCUUUUUCUCUAGGUUUCUUGAUUUCCUUUUCCCUUCUCUCGCGAUUUGGGAAUCAAUCAUCAUGAGUAAACCCGACAAAGACAGCUUCGAUAUGUCCGAGCUCGACUCCUCCCUCCCAGCCGCUGCCGCCGCUUUGAGUGCGGAGGAUCGUGCUGGUUUAGUGAAUGCCCUUAAGGAUAAGCUGCAGAAUUUGGCUGGGCAGCACGCGGACGUUAUGGAGACGCUGUCACCCAAAGUGCGGAAGCGCGUCGAGGCGUUGAGGGAGAUUCAGAGCCAACAUGACGAGCUAGAGGGAAAGUUUCUUGAGGAGAGAGCAGCUCUUGAAGCUAAAUACCAGAAACUUUAUGAACCAUUAUAUACAAAAAGGUUCGAGAUUGUGAAUGGUAUUGUGGAAGUGGAAGGAGUGACUGAAGCUUCAAAGGAACAGGGAGAGACCCAAGCAAAUGAAGGUAAAGGUGUACCUGAAUUCUGGCUGACAGCAAUGAAGACGAAUGUCAUAUUGUCUGAGGAGAUCUCAGAGCGCGAUGAAGAGGCUCUAAAGUAUCUAAAGGAUAUCAAGUGGUGUAAGAUUGAUGAUCCCAAGGGUUUUAAGCUCGAGUUCUUCUUUGAUACCAAUCCCUUCUUCAAGAAUUCUGUACUUACAAAAACAUACCAUAUGAUUGAUGACGUUGAGCCGAUACUAGAGAAGGCAAUAGGGACACAGAUUGAAUGGUAUCCAGGCAAAUGCUUGACUCAAAAGGUUUUGAAGAAAAAGCCAAAGAAGGGGGCGAAAAAUGCGAAACCAAUUAUAAAAACUGAAAAAUGCGACAGUUUCUUCAACUUCUUUAACCCACCAGAGAUUCCAGAUGAUGAAGAUGAAAUUGAUGAGGAUGAGGCUGAAGAACUCCAAAAUCUGAUGGAACAAGACUAUGAAAUUGGCUCCUCAAUUCGCGAUAAAAUAAUCCCUCGGGCUGUUUCAUGGUUCACUGGAGAGGCUGUUCAAGGUGAUGAACUUGAUAUGGCAGAUGAUGAUGAUAAUGAGGAUGAUGAUGAGGAUGACGGUGAAGAAGUGGAUGAAGACGAGGACGAUGAUGAGGAUGAAGAGGAGGUCAAGGGAAAGAAGAAGCCUUCUGGACCAAAGAAAAGCACUAGACCACAAUCUGGGGAAGGUCAACCGGGGGAACGUCCUCCAGAGUGCAAGCAACAGUGAGAUUUGCAGACAGUAGCAACAGGAUGCUGAAAUCGUUUUUGUUUCCUUCUUAUUGUCUCCAUGAAUUUGAAGUUCGUUCCGCUCCUGUUCUGUUUCUUGUUUACUUCUGGCCUUGGUUUUCUAUGGUUGCUGAGUGGAAUCAUCUUGUUCCGAGCUUUACUUGAGCAUGUAUUUCAUUUGGUUUUAGCUCAUCCAAUCUCCUUUCUCUGUAAAACACCGACUGGACAUAGUUUGCUGAUGGAUUAUGUAUAUGAGUCUAGUUUGUUUUAAUCAUCGUCCGCCCCCCGCCCCUCAUUCACGGCAAAGACACUUUUUCAAGUUCAAA